Messenger RNA from Seriola aureovittata, 1791 nucleotides. RefSeq lists its product as uncharacterized. The record is from RefSeq and is a predicted model, not a curated record. NCBI's taxonomy places the organism in Eukaryota, Metazoa, Chordata, Actinopteri, Carangiformes, Carangidae. The coding region runs from base 350 to 952 and encodes 200 amino acids. The transcript is spliced from 3 exons. Gene Ontology annotation, cellular component: external side of plasma membrane. Gene Ontology annotation, biological process: positive regulation of T cell proliferation; cellular response to lipopolysaccharide; T cell costimulation.
UCUGAGCUCGGAUGAGGUUCCACUCUUCUCUCCUCUUUCUCCUGCUGUUCUUACUCAGUUUUAUCUGCUGUUUAUUGUGAAAAUGAAGAUGUAUAUGAAACAGCAGGUGAUGAAAGAGUUGUAGAUGAAACUACCUGACAGUAAACAGUUAGUGUCAGCAUUAAAAUGCUGCUGACAUGUUCAUCAAAUACACCACAUUGAUCUCAUCGUCCCUCUGAACUGUCCUCACACACUGUUGGAGUCAAACUGACACAUUUUGACUUGUGAAGUCAGUGAAGCUCUAAAUUCCAUCUUUUAACAGGAAAUGUGUUUGUGACUCUUCAGCUCUGUCUCCUCUCACAGGGAGAAGAUGAUCUGCUGCAUCCUGCUGCUCCUCACACUCACCUCCUGUGUCUGUGGAACAUUUGUAGUGAACGUGACACAGAGCUCCUAUCAGGCAGAGGAGAAGCACAACAUCACACUGGAGUGGAGCUUCACAACCAAACCUCACACUCCAUCUGACUUCCUUAUUAUCUUCUGUCAGCUGUUUACUGAUGUCAGAGCCUCAGUCCUGUAUCAUCUACGUGAGGGUGUUGAGUCUCAGGAUGAAGAGUUUUCAGGACGAGUCCAGUGUGACAAAGACGUCCUCAGAGAAGGACGAAUCAGACUCCAUGUGUCCAGACUGAGGACUGAGGACUCAGGACUGUACCAGUGUCAGGUCCUCACCUCUGAUGGGAGGAGCUCUGGUAAAUGUCACCUCAACGUCUCUGAAGCGAGGGAUCGGCCUGAACCUGAGACAGAACCUGAGACAGAACCUGGAGAACCAAACACAGCAAGUCGGGGAAGGAUCGGCCUCUACUGUGGACUGGGACUGACAGCAGCUGUUGUUCUGACUCUUUCUUUUGUUUUCUUAUUAAUUCACUUCCUGCCUAGAAAACAAAGAUUUCUACCCAGAGUUCAAAGUUGGAUCUGAGGAAAAGUUUCAGCUCAACAGAAACAGUUUUGGUGGGAACAGUUUCUAUUACGUCUUUUACAGUGGAAACAAUACACGGUCCAGUCAUACACUAGAUCUAUACCUAGUCUUAUUUUGAAAGGACACCUUGUUAAACUGUGUCAGACAGAUGUGAAACGUGCACUGUGUUCACUUUAUGAAAUAAUGCUGAGAAGCUUGUCUACUUUUACUGACUUACCCAUCAUGCACUUGACCUGAUGGUAUGAAACUGUAGCAGCUCACAGGAAGUGAUGUCACUGUUUGUGUUGUUGUUAAUGUUCUUCCAUUUACUGCCCGAAAACUGUAAAACUGUAUUUUUGAUUCUGACUUUGUCUAUAAUUUACACAGAGAUUUAAGUUUGAACAAACAGCUUUAAUAUUUGUUUUUUCUAAACAUGAAACUCUAAUGUACAGUCACUGUUUUUAUUUCUGUUACAGCUUGUUGUUAUUUGCUGCCUGUUAUUGUCACUUUUUCAUCGGAUGUAAAGCUGUGAGUUUACACUGUUGUUAAUGAGGACGCUCACUAGAGGGAGCUCUUUGUGCUCAUUUAGACCAUCAGACACUUUCCUGUUGUGGAGCUCAGCUUCAUCACUGCUGAGGACUGAUCUACACUGACUCAGGUUAUUGUGACCUUCAGCUUCUCUCUUCUCGGGUCAUUUAUUUUACUAUUGGUUUGUGUGUUUAUGAAAUUUAUACAUCUUUUACAUUAUUAUUGUUGAACUUCUGUUAAUGUCUAUUUCCUCUUUAUUUCUGCUCCUGUGAAGCAACAGUGUUAAUAAAGUUUAUUCUUGUUGUUUAUAAUAAAGUUUUAAUUCUUGACAA